UAACAUCAAAAACCGCAUUUUCAAACCGUAUCAAAGAAGACAGAGAAUUAUUUGGUCAAAAAAAACAGACAGAAGACCAAAUCAAAACUCUCUAUUCCUUUUUGUGUUCUGUUUUUCUGUAGGGGUUUUCGAAUUUUCUUCUAAAGACUCGCAUCGAUCAUGGCGACUGAUGAAACGAUAUUUGAUCACCUGAAGAAGGAGAUUCCGGUAGACGAGGAGUCUCUUCUUCUGAAACCAGACUCGAGCGUCGGUCUCGUCAUCGUCGACGUGGUCAAUGGUUUCUGCACCGUUGGCUCCGGCAACAUGGCUCCAACGAAGCCCAACGAGCAGAUAUCGAAGAUGGUGGAGGAAUCUGCAAGGCUCGCAAGAGAGUUCUGCGAUCGUAAUUGGCCCGUCUUUGCGUUUCUAGACUCUCACCUUCCUGGUGUUCCGGAGAUCCCUUAUCCUCCUCAUUGCAUCAUAGGAACUCAAGAAGCAGAACUUGUUCCUGCUCUACAGUGGCUUGAAAAAGAGAGUUGUGCCACUCUUAUGCGGAAGGACUGCAUUAAUGGGUUUGUGGGUUCGAUGGAGAAAGACGGUUCUAAUAAGUUUGUGGAUUGGGUUAAAGAGAAACAGAUCGAAGUUAUUGUGGUUGUAGGUAUCUGCACAGACAUAUGUGUGUUUGAUUUUGUGGCUACUGUACUCUCUGCUCGAAACCAUAGUGUUAUUCCUCCUCUGGAAGAUGUGAUAGUGUACUCACGUGGAUGCGCCACCUAUGACCUUCCUCUUCAUGUCGCAAAAGACAUUAAAGGCGCUCAGGCUCAUCCUCAGGAGAUGAUGCACCAUGUAGGUCUAUACAUGGCUAAAGGAAGAGGAGCUAAGUGAAGGAUGCAUGCACGAGAAUAUAGACGGCUUAGCUCUCUUCUGCUUAGAGCCAAAUAUAAACGACCUCAACGGCACCCUCGAGCGACUAUCCGAAUGCUGGAAACCACCAGGAUCCGAUCCCUUCUUCGAACCCGAAAGAUCAAACUCAUCGUUCACCUUCCCUAGAGUCCUGUCAACCUCCAUCUGAAGCACCGUGAUGCGAUCCAGCCCCGCCUGCAGCUCGUCAGCCACCU
This is a messenger RNA of Brassica napus (rape), 1097 nucleotides long. Its product is annotated as nicotinamidase 1. NCBI's taxonomy places the organism in Eukaryota, Viridiplantae, Streptophyta, Magnoliopsida, Brassicales, Brassicaceae. The record is from RefSeq and is a predicted model, not a curated record. Gene Ontology annotation, biological process: pyridine nucleotide salvage. The coding region runs from base 160 to 864 and encodes 234 amino acids. The transcript has 6 exons. Gene Ontology annotation, molecular function: nicotinamidase activity.